Messenger RNA from Sphaeroforma arctica JP610, 483 nucleotides. RefSeq lists its product as hypothetical. The record is from RefSeq and is a predicted model, not a curated record. Gene Ontology annotation, cellular component: endoplasmic reticulum exit site; COPII vesicle coat. Gene Ontology annotation, molecular function: GTPase activator activity. Bases 1 to 483 code for a protein of 160 amino acids. The transcript has 3 exons. Lineage: Eukaryota; Ichthyosporea; Ichthyophonida. Gene Ontology annotation, biological process: COPII-coated vesicle cargo loading; COPII-coated vesicle budding.
AUGAACCGUGCCGAUGCCAUGGACGCCCUGGUGAUGAUUCAGCCCUCACUCAUUGCAUAUAGUUUCGACGGGCCCCCACAACCAGUGCUUCUGGACUCGAGCAGUUUAGGACCGGACCGUAUUCUUCUGCUGGAUUCGUUCUUCCAUAUACUCAUCUGGCACGGAGAAACCGUCGCCGCAUGGCGUAAAGCGGGAUACCAAAACCAAGCCGAAUACGAGAACUUCAGGUUACUGCUCGAGGCACCGGUGAAGGACGCUAAGGAUAUAAUCAACGAGCGCUUCCCCGUGCCCCGUUUCAUCGAUACGGACCAAGGCGGCAGUCAAGCACGCUUCUUAUUGGCCAAGGUCAACCCUUCACAGUCACACAACAACGCCCACGCCUACGGAGCAGACCCCUCGGCUGCCCCAGUGAUCACAGACGAUGUGAGUCUGCAAGUGUUUAUGGAGCAUCUGAAGAAGCUGGCUGUGUCUAGCAGUACUUAG